Messenger RNA from Venustampulla echinocandica, 288 nucleotides. RefSeq lists its product as uncharacterized. The record is from RefSeq and is a predicted model, not a curated record. The transcript has a single exon. Lineage: Eukaryota; Fungi; Ascomycota; Leotiomycetes; Helotiales; Pleuroascaceae. The coding region runs from base 1 to 288 and encodes 95 amino acids.
AUGAACACAGAAGAAGACAUUCUCCAAGCUCAAACUGUUGGUCAAGGAAAUGGAAUUGGUAUAUCCCUUAUUAACACUACAACCGCAUCCGUCCAUCGCCGCCGCGCCGCCCCCUGGAAAAUGGACCAUGCAGAUGGAGCAGAUCCACCUCCAAACUUAAUUUGUACAACACCAUCACGAAAAGGCGCAAUCCAUCGACCUCGCCCGCCCGCAUCCAUCGAAAAUCUGAGGCCGCCGCCCGCCCUGUACCCGCAGUUGGGCCUUAGCUCAGUAGUUCGCAGCGUCUAG